Molecule: messenger RNA, 2148 nt
Organism: Scophthalmus maximus (turbot)
Lineage: Eukaryota; Metazoa; Chordata; Actinopteri; Pleuronectiformes; Scophthalmidae
Gene: six2a
Product: SIX homeobox 2a
Exons: 2
Coding region: 303-1175 (290 amino acids)
Biological process (GO): kidney development; regulation of transcription by RNA polymerase II
Cellular component (GO): nucleus; transcription regulator complex
Molecular function (GO): DNA-binding transcription factor activity, RNA polymerase II-specific; RNA polymerase II cis-regulatory region sequence-specific DNA binding
Source: RefSeq, a predicted model, not a curated record
GAGUCAGCGAGCCCGGUCUCCGGGAGUAGGUUAUGUUGAAACGGCAUAGAAAAGGUGGAGGAGGACGAUAGAAGGAGUAGCAACUUUAUGACGAGUUGGGGUUUUGCACGGCUGAAUGGGCUUGGGUUUAUUCCUCAAUACGCAGCUGGAUAUCACCUAUCCCUGGUCAGUUUAAGUUUGAGGCUAUUCUUUUGGGGACUUUCUUGUCGCGUAUGGACUUAAUGCGUUUUGAUUUAAUGUGGGACUGAGGGGGGACGUGGAAGUAAGGCAAACUAUAAUCUGCAUUGGUUUACUUUGUCGCCAUGUCCAUGCUCCCCACGUUUGGGUUUACGCAGGAACAAGUGGCGUGUGUCUGCGAAGUCCUCCAACAAGGGGGGAACAUCGAGCGGCUGGGGCGCUUCCUCUGGUCCCUCCCUGCGUGCGAACACCUACACAAAAAUGAGAGCGUCCUCAAAGCGAAAGCCGUGGUCGCCUUCCACCGGGGGAACUUCCGAGAGCUCUACAAGAUCCUGGAGAGCCACCAGUUUUCACCGCACAACCACCCGAAGCUGCAGCAGCUGUGGCUCAAAGCGCACUACAUCGAGGCAGAGAAGCUGAGAGGCCGACCGCUCGGAGCCGUGGGGAAGUACCGCGUCCGGAGAAAGUUCCCACUGCCCCGCUCUAUCUGGGACGGAGAAGAGACGAGCUACUGCUUCAAGGAGAAGAGUAGGAGCGUUCUCCGAGAGUGGUACACUCACAAUCCUUAUCCAUCUCCGCGGGAGAAAAGAGAGCUGGCCGAAGCCACGGGACUCACCACCACGCAAGUCAGCAACUGGUUCAAAAACCGACGACAGAGAGACCGUGCGGCAGAGGCAAAGGAAAGAGAAAACAACGAGAAUUCCAACAGCAAUAGUCACAACCCAUUGACUUCUUCCAUGAAUGGAAAUAAAACACUACUGGGGAGCUCGGAUGACGAUAAAACACCCUCGGGGUCGCCGGAUCACACGUCCCCGAGCCCGGCCCUGCUUCUUGGCUCAAACACCGGUUUACCAUCCUUGCACGGCCUGGCGCCGCCGCCAGGACCCAGCGCCAUCCCGGUACUGAGCGGUGCAGACUCGGUGCAUCAUCACCACUCGUUGCACCAUGACACAAUACUGAACCCUAUGUCUUCUAAUCUAGUGGACCUUGGCUCUUAAUAACCGGCACUUGAAUAAACUGCCCCACCCCCCUUCUUUUUUUUUUAGUCGAAGUAAUUCAGCUUCAAAGGUGACGUGAGGCGAGCUUCAACCACUUGUGGAAAGGUACGGUGGUAAAAACAACCACCUUAACAAAUCUUUUAGUCUCAUAUCCAGCCUUCAAAUUUUUUUUUAAACAAAUGGGGAAAAAAAUCUACCAGUGGGUACAUAACAUUUUGAAGCGUCCACAAAUUUAAUGUAUGCUUGUUUCAAGGAUUUUCCCGAAACAAGUGUGAAGGCAGAGCACUUAACGAAAGAUACCUAAUAAAUUACCGUCGUCACUCUCUCACUCCUAUUGGUACACAUUUUCUCAAAUUCACGUAAGUACAAUCGAGUUCGAAAGAUGGAUACAUCUGAGAUUAUAUGACUUGUAAAGACGUAUCCUUUUUGCAGUGGUGGUGCGGAAAAGAAAGGUGAGGUGGAUCUAGGUCGUUUUAGAAAAGAAAAGAAGAAAAAGAAAACGUAUUUUACUGGUAUGUAAUAACGCAACAUGUUAUACAGUUGAAGAGAAUAACAAUAAAAUGUCUUAAACCUUGUUUUUAUUACCGUUGUUACUUUAGGAAUGGAGAUAUGUUGAUCGACCAUAGGAACCUAGGGGUACCACAUCGCCCUUUUGUUUACAUAUUGGGUUUUUCCAAGAGAGCCAAAAACUUUUUUUUGAGUGGUGGGGUGGGGGUGGAGUAUGAUAUCUCAAGAUUCAUAUAAGUGCCGUGAUAAGAUGCGUAAUCCUUAUCUCUUGAUAUUAUUAUUUUCACUAUCAUUAUUAUUAUUGUUGUUGUUAUUACUAUUGUUAAAAAUAUUAUUAUUAUUAUUUGCAUUUUCAUUUGGAAAGAUACUGCAUGUAAACUUUGCGAUAAAUGAUGAAUCAUAAAACUAUUCAACUAUAGUUUCAUAUACCCUUUACAAUAAAAUAAAAAUAACUAUUUGGAUUAAA